Eurypyga helias (sunbittern) is the source of this 5603-nucleotide messenger RNA. It is a transcript of the gene GAPVD1, whose product is annotated as GTPase activating protein and VPS9 domains 1. The coding region runs from base 1 to 4428 and encodes 1475 amino acids. Gene Ontology annotation, cellular component: cytosol; endocytic vesicle. Gene Ontology annotation, molecular function: small GTPase binding; guanyl-nucleotide exchange factor activity. NCBI's taxonomy places the organism in Eukaryota, Metazoa, Chordata, Aves, Eurypygiformes, Eurypygidae. The record is from RefSeq and is a predicted model, not a curated record. Gene Ontology annotation, biological process: regulation of GTPase activity; vesicle-mediated transport. The transcript has 25 exons.
AUGGUGAAGCUGGACAUACACACGCUGGCUCAUCACCUCAAGCAGGAACGGCUGUAUGUAAACUCAGAAAAGCAACUUAUUCAAAGGCUCAAUGCCGAUGUGUUGAAGACGGCUGAAAAGCUGUACCGCACAGCAUGGAUUUCCAAGCAGCAAAGGAUUAACUUGGACAGGCUGAUCAUAACAAGUGCUGAGGCUUCUCCAGCUGAAUGUUGCCAGCAUGCUAAAAUCUUGGAGGACACGCAGUUUGUGGAUGGAUAUAAGCAGUUGGGAUUUCAGGAGGCUGCUUACGGAGAAUUCCUCAACAGAUUGAGAGAGAACCCUAGGCUUAUUGCAUCCUGCCUGGUUGCCGGAGAGAAGCUCAACCAGGACAACACUCAGGGUGUCAUUCACACGGUCUUUACCUCCAUUUAUGGCAACUGCAUCAUGCAGGAGGACGAGAGCUACCUCCUCCAGGUCCUCCGUUACUUGAUUGAGUUUGAGCUCAAGGAAAGCGACAACCCCAGGCGGCUGCUGAGACGAGGCACCUGUGCCUUCAGCAUCCUAUUCAAGCUUUUCUCUGAAGGACUCUUUUCUGCAAAACUUUUUCUUACUGCAACUUUACAUGAGCCUAUCAUGCAGCUUCUGGUUGAAGAUGAAGACCACCUGGAAACGGAUCCAAACAAGUUGAUUGAGAGAUUCUCCCCUGUCCAACAGGAGAAGUUAUUUGGAGAGAAAGGCACAGAAAAGUUCAGACAAAGAGUGCAGGAGAUGGUUGACUCCAACGAGGCCAAGCUGGUGACCUUGGUGAACAAAUUCAUUGGCUAUCUCAAACAAAACACUUACUGUUUUCCUCACAGCUUGAGAUGGAUCGUGUCACAAAUGUACAAAACGCUCUCGUGUGUCGACAGGCUGGAGGUUGGGGAGGUCAGAGCAAUGUGCACAGACCUUCUUCUGGCGUGUUUCAUCUGUCCUGCCAUUGUUAACCCAGAGCAGUACGGGAUAAUUUCUGAUGCUCCUAUAAACGAGGUGGCAAGAUUUAAUCUGAUGCAGGUUGGGAGACUUCUGCAGCAGUUGGCCAUGACGGGCUCUGAAGAGGGAGAUCCGCGUACAAAGAGCAACCUUGCCAAGUUUGACAAAAGUUGCGUGGCUGCUUUCCUCGAUGUAGUCAUUGACGGGCGUGCAGUCGAAACUCCCCCGAUGUCUUCUGUCAACCUCCUGGAGGGGUUGAGUAGAACGGUGGUUUACAUGACGUACAGCCAGCUAACUGCCCUGGUUGCCUUUAUGCGGAAUGUUAUGUCAAGCGAUCAGCUGAAAGAAGAUCGGAUGGCGUUGGAAAACUUGCUGGCAAACCUACCCCAGAACAAACCAGGGAAAAGCAGCAGCCUUGAAAUGACGCCGUACAAUACCCCACAGCUUUCUCCUGCAACUACGCCAGCUAACAAAAAAAACCGAUUGCCCAUCGCAACUCGUAGCAGAAGUAGAUCGAAUAUUCUUACGGAUCAGCAUGGAGAUCAUGAAGGAUCCUCCCAGGAGACCAUCCCAGAAGUUCAGCCGGAGGAAGUGCUGGUGAUUUCUUUGGGGACGGGUCCACAGAUUACUCCAGGAAUGAUGUCAGAAAAUGAGGUGUUAAACAUGCAGCUUGCAGAUGGCGGACAAGGAGAUGUCCCCGUCGAUGAAAACAAACUCCAUGGUAAACCUGAUAAAACCUUGCGCUUUUCCCUCUGCAGUGAUAAUCUGGAAGGAAUAUCUGAAGGCCCUUCAAAUCGCUCCAACUCUGUGUCAUCUUUGGAUUUAGAAGGGGAGUCUGUGUCGGAGCUGGGCGCGGGCCCCUCUGGGAGCAAUGGAGUUGAAGCUCUGCAGCUGCUGGAGCAUGAACAAGCCACAACUCAGGAUAAUCUUGAUGACAAGCUCCGUAAAUUUGAAAUCCGUGACAUGAUGGGAUUGACUGAUGACAGAGAUAUAUCGGAAACUGUGAGUGAAACCUGGAGUACAGAUGUCUUGGGAAGUGACUUCGAUCCUAACAUUGAUGAAGACCGUUUGCAAGAAAUAGCAGGUGCGGCUGCAGAGAACAUGCUAGGCAGCUUGCUGUGUUUACCAGGUUCAGGAUCCUUGUUGCUUGAUCCCUGCACAGGUUCAACCAUAUCAGAAACCACAAGUGAGGCGUGGAGCGUGGAAGUAUUGCCAAGCGAUUCAGAGGCCCCAGACUUAAAACAGGAGGAAAGACUCCAGGAACUGGAAAGCUGUUCUGGGCUGGGUAGCACCUCUGACGACACAGAUGUGAGGGAGGUCAGUUCUCGACCCAGUACACCAGGCCUCAGCGUUGUAUCAGGUAUUAGUGCAACAUCUGAAGAUAUUCCUAAUAAGAUUGAGGAUCUCCGGUCCGAAUGUAGCUCCGACUUUGGGGGAAAAGAUUCUGUGACAAGUCCUGACAUGGAUGAAACAGCCCAUGGAGCCAGUCAGUUGACAUCUCCCCCUUCUCAGACGGAUUCUUUGCUGGCAUUGUUUGACCCCCUGUCAUCAAACGAGGGUGUAUCAGCUGUAGUAAGGCCUAAAGUGCACUAUGCAAGACCCUCUCAUCCACCACCGGAUCCACCCAUCUUGGAAGGAGCUAUGGGAGGUAACGAGGCCCGAUUACCAAACUUUGGGUCUCACGCUUUAAUUCCAACUGAUUUAGAAGCAUUCAAGCAGAGGCAUUCUUACCCGGAGAGGCUAGUCCGCAGCAGGAGCUCGGAUAUAGUAUCAUCCGUUCGGAGACCUAUGAGUGAUCCUGGGUGGAACAGACGUCCCGGUAAUGAGGAGAGGGAGCUUCCAAUGCCAACCUCCAACACUGGAGCGGCUGUUCUGGUGGCUGCAUCUCAGUCAUCGUCUUCGUCUCCCAGUAAAGACUCCUCUAGGGGAGAGAUCGAAGAACGAAAAGACAGUGACGAUGAGAAGUCUGACCGAAACAAGCCCUGGUGGCGGAAGCGCUUUGUGUCUGCCAUGCCCAAAGCUCCUAUUCCAUUUAGAAAGAAAGAAAAACAAGACAAAGACAAAGAUGACAUGGUGCCUGACAGAUACUCAACACUUCAAGACGAUCCCAGCCCAAGGCUCAGCGCGCAGGCGCAAGCUGCCGAGGAUAUCCUGGACAAAUACAGGAAUGCAAUUAAGCGAACCAGUCCUAGUGAAGGAGCUAUAGUAAACUAUGACAGUGCAGGUGAGAACCUGCGUAAUGUUGUUUUCUUUUCCAUUUCCAUAGAGACCAUGGGGGAUGGUGAGAGUGUGCAUGACUCGCCACGUGACGAGGCUUUGCAAAACAUGUCUGCAGAUGAUCUCCCAGAUUCUGCAAGUCAAGUUGCACAGCCCCAAAGUUCUGCCUUCUCCUAUAGGGAUGCAAAGAAGAAACUGAGAUUGGCUCUUUGUUCAGCAGAUUCUGUUGCCUUCCCUAUGCUGACACAUUCAACGAGGAAUGGUCUCCCAGAUCACACAGACCCUGAAGACAACGAAAUUGUGUGCUUCUUGAAAGUUCAGCUAGCUGAAGCCAUUAACCUCCAAGACAAGAACCUGAUGGCCCAGCUGCAAGAGACAAUGCGGUGCGUAAGCCGCUUCGACAACAGGACCUGUCGGAAGCUGCUGGCAUCCAUCGCCGAGGACUAUAGGAAAAGGGCUCCGUAUAUCGCUUACUUAACGCGAUGUCGCCAAGGCCUGCAGACGACACAAGCACACUUGGAACGGCUGCUGCAAAGAGUUCUGCGGGAUAAAGAAGUGGCCAACAGAUACUUCACUACGGUGUGUGUGAGGUUACUGCUGGAGAGCAAAGAGAAGAAAAUAAGGGAGUUUAUUCAAGAUUUCCAGAAGCUCACAGCAGCAGAUGAUAAAACAGCCCAAGUUGAGGACUUUCUUCAGUUCCUGUACGGGGCGAUGGCGCAGGAUGCCAUAUGGCAGAACGCCAGCGAAGAACAGCUUCAGGACGCACAACUGGCUAUAGAACGCAGCGUGAUGAAUCGUAUCUUCAAACUCGCGUUCUACCCUAACCAGGACGGAGAUAUUUUGCGUGACCAGGUCCUUCACGAGCACAUACAGCGGUUAUCCAAAGUAGUGACUGCAAACCACAAAGCACUUCAGAUACCUGAGGUAUAUCUCCGGGAGGCACCGUGGCCAUCUGCGCAGUCUGAAAUCCGCACGAUAAGUGCUUACAAAACCCCCCGAGACAAAGUACAGUGUAUCCUGCGGAUGUGUUCCACCAUCAUGAACCUGCUUAGUCUGGCAAAUGAAGAUUCAGUACCUGGGGCAGAUGAUUUUGUUCCUGUUCUGGUCUUUGUCCUCAUAAAGGCAAACCCGCCUUGCUUGCUCUCCACCGUGCAGUACAUCAGCAGUUUCUAUGCCAACUGUUUGUCCGGAGAAGAAUCGUACUGGUGGAUGCAGUUCACAGCGGCCGUUGAAUUCAUUAAAACGAUCGACGAUCGCAAGUAGCCCCCAACAGCGCGUGUGGGCCGCCUGCUAGCCAGUACGUAAGAAUGUACCACAGCUGCAGAAGCUGAAGAAGAGACUUCCCUUGUAUAAUACUGUACAGAACUGAGGCAUUUUAAAACACACCUUUACUAAUCAAAUUAAUUUAACAGAUUUUCCUCUUCUUUUGGCUGCAUUUUUUCUCCCCUAUAGAUCCUGGCACUGCAAAAGGGACCACGGUUUUCAGGUAUUUUGGAAUCUCAAAACACGCAGAAAAUUCUUCAUGCGUUUCCCACCACCCCUUGUCCUGAACCCUUGCUCACGUGAACAAUUCACUCCAUUUAAUUUCUAAUAGCAAACUGAAACAAGAAGAGUCAGGGCAACCACGUGGUGUACUUUCUAGCUUAAUACACCUUUUAUGACUAAAACACCAGCCACACCGGAGGUUUGUCGUAGCUGACAUUAGUUCCCAAUUGUCCUUCACCGAAAUUUAAAAUCCGAGAGGACAGUGUAAAUAUCAUAUACUUAUAUUUAAUGCGUUGCAAUGAUAUUGGGACUCUUAUCCUUUUGAAUAAACAAGCAAAAGCCUCUCUGACCUCUGACAGGUUGUGACACACCGAGUUUUGGUAACGAAAGGACUUCCUUGAAAGGCUAAGGUGAAAAAGGGCAAACUGAACUAUUUAUUAAAAUGUAAUUAAGAUUACUCAAGUUUCUAAAACUGGAAUUUAUACUAGACAGGGCUUAUUAGAUAGCUGAACACUUUUUGGCUAGGGCAUUGGGGUGUUUGAGGGUUGGUAUAUAGAGGAGAGGGACUGUACGUUGCGAUAGAUAAGCCUAAUAUAAAAAAGGAGAAAUAAAAUACCUUACUGUAAUAUUUUUUUCUGAAAUAUUGUGUAUACUGUACAAACCCCAAACAGAUCCUUAACAGAUCCUUGGACUGUAAUAUAUAUUUUGAUUAGUGACAUUAAAUACAUAUGCCAGGGGUUUCGGUGAAUGUUUUUACUAAAUGUUCUCCGUGUUGUCUGCUAUGCAGCAGUGCAAGUUUUACUGUUCCUAUGAAGUAUUUUAAAAUAUAACUGUUCUUUAUGAAACAUAUCAUGGCAUCAGUUCAGGGUGCUUUAUAGAUUUCUCACCCCACCUUUCCCUUAAACUGACAGUUACCACCCUAAAGAAGUCUGUAUGCACAACCCCCCCAUGGA